AUGAACAUCCGCAUCUGUAUCACUUGCGGCUUUAAAAUUACCCAGUACCUGCGGAAGUACAAAUGCAUGUACUGGUCGCUGUUUCGUACGUGGGUGAUGGUGGUGGGAGCCUUUCCGCCUUUGGCCCCUCGCAGCAAGCAACAACAAACAGACACGGCCAACUCCCGCAUCACUGAAAUCGAAUCGCCCUCUCAGGGCCAACCAUGGGCACCUAUGGCGAACGCCGCCGCACACGAAGCAGACAGAAGCUUUCGCUCUAGCCAAGCGAGAGGGGAUAGGCCACCCGGUGAUUUUCGUGUGCCCGAUUACAGUGACGAUCGCCGUCACGGCCUGUCGUCCAGCCGGCCCUACCGCGUUGAUUGGGGAGAGAUGGAUGGCCCGAUUUUCGACCUGAUGGUUCCACGUCCUCUACGGGUCAUUACGAAAGGCGCGAGCGUCGCGCAGGUUCCCGGGACGCUCUGCCUGGUCGGUAUCAACCCAAGAGGAGUCAGCGACGGCAUCUCCCCCAUGACGACGUAA
Molecule: messenger RNA, 519 nt
Organism: Pyricularia oryzae 70-15
Lineage: Eukaryota; Fungi; Ascomycota; Sordariomycetes; Magnaporthales; Pyriculariaceae
Exons: 5
Coding region: 1-519 (172 amino acids)
Source: RefSeq, a predicted model, not a curated record